CUGCUUUGUGGCCAAAUACCAAGGUGGCCGCAACGGAAAUUGGGUGAGCGCAGUCGCAACCAACCUUCGAGUGUAAGCGCACGUACUCAAACGGCAAAGGAAGAUCUUAACGCGCCCGCAAGCGCAAUUGGAAAAGCGGAUAAACUCACAUGCACACACAUGCAUACACCGUAGAUAAUAUGUUCUUAAAUACAUAUGUUUGUAUAUGUAUGUUUCGUUUAGUACAUCCAUAGGGAAAAUAUGACAUGAAAAUAUGAAGUGAAGUGAUAAGUGUAUACGAGUACUGUGAGACUUUCACUGAGUCAGAGUAUGCAGCAAAUGCAUGCAGAAAAAACUUACUCAUAAACUAAACAUAACACUUUUUCAAAUAAUAGAUAAAUUGGUUGAAACCUAAUGAAUAUCCAUGGAAGUGAAUGAAUAUUGAAAAAUCUGCUAACAUCCAUACAUCACAGGUAUUACCAAAUGCUAAUUGGUGUCUGAAAACAAUUAAAACGAGCAUCGAUAAAAUAACCGUUCAAAAUUGCUUGUUAUAAUCAAUGUCGGCGUUUUAACUUCAACUAUAACCGUUACCCAUUGUUGGUAAUUAUAAAAGGCAAAUCUCGUUCGUUCGUAAAUUUAAUUACUCAUUCGCAAGAGUGUUGAGCGGAAAACUAAACGAGCGCUCAUUCACUUUGUUGCAGUGUGAAGUACGCGAGUAGGCAGUUUUAUAACAUCACCUCACUGCUUAAACAAAAACAUCAACAACGGCUCCCUCCAACGCUUAUGAUAUAAUGCGCGAGGACGACAUAGAAAUCGCCAUCAAGGUGGUGAUUGUGGGCAAUGGCGGUGUGGGGAAAUCAUCGAUGAUUCAACGCUACUGCAAAGGCAUUUUCACUAAGGAUUAUAAAAAGACGAUUGGCGUGGACUUUCUGGAACGACAAAUCGAAAUCGACGGCGAGGACGUGCGCAUAAUGCUGUGGGAUACUGCCGGCCAAGAGGAGUUCGACGCCAUAACCAAAGCUUAUUAUCGCGGCGCACAGGCGUGCGUGCUAACCUUUAGCACGACAGAUCGCGCCUCCUUCGAGGCAAUCAGGGAUUGGAAGCGCAAAGUGGAAAACGAAUGCAAUGAGAUACCAACGGUGAUUGUGCAAAACAAAAUUGAUCUUAUUGAACAGUCGGUUGUGAGCGCAGAUGAGGUGGAAACUUUGGCGCGCCAAUUAAAUUGCCGUCUCAUACGUACUUCCGUGAAGGAAGAUGUGAAUGUGGCCUCCGUUUUCCGGUAUUUGGCCACAAAAUGUCAUCAGUUGAUGCUCAGCGAAAGCACUGAACAGACAAAUGCCCAUUCAGGUGGAAGUGGUGGUGGCAUGGGGGCCGGCUUGAAUGGCGCUUCAAGCGGUCAUCAGCCCACAAUUAGUGCAUUCAGUCCGACAUUUACGAAAAACAAUAGCGGCACAAUUGUGUUGCGCGCUGCCAAAAAGAGUUCAGCGGCGCGAAAACGUAAAAUUGUGCUGAAAAAAUGUGGCAUUUUGUGAUUUGCGUGACAACGACUGGCGAACGACGGACUACAGGUGAUGGACGAGUGGUGAAGGAUUACACGUUGCUGAGCUGCGGGCACGAAUUCGAUGUGUAAAGGAAUUGUUGGCGAGUGUGGGGAAGCGGAACCAGUUGCUUGCUGUGAGUGUAAGCCAAGAAGCGGUGCACUAAAAAGCAUGUACAGGUGUGUGUGUGUGUGUGUGCGCAUGCAUAGGUGCAUUAUUUAAAGUAUAGACUCGCGAAGAAUAAUAAAAAGAGAGCAAGCGGCAAGUGACGAUGAUUCCACAACAUUUUUUUUUUUUUAAAUAAUAUAUGCAUUGAGUUAUUGGAGCAUAUUUAACUGUAAAACAUAUUAGACUAAUUAAAAAUGAAUACCAAAUGAAGUGCGCGCGCGCGCGCGAGUAGCCAACUUGAAAGCAAUGAAAUAUGAAAGCAAAAAAAAACUUCAAAUGGAAUAAAUAAAAACUGAAAAUUCAACAAAGUGCAUCUCAGUAUGUCCGUCCACAUGUACAUGUGCUGGUGUGUUGGCAGAAUCGUGCAACCAACAUUAAAGAAUACUAAAAACAAAAAAGAAAACUAAGCUGGGCGGCAUGCGCAGCUCCUUUCAGAUUUUAUAACACGAACAAAUUGCAUAAACUUUUUGGCAGCAGCCUGCCUUGCUAGUCUUCUAAACAAUACUUUUAACACGAAAAGCGCCAACCUGAGGAAACUAAUGAAGAUCUUCUUGUCAAGAGGCAGAGUUGGUGGUCUUAUUUCUGGAAAUUUGCGUGCGAUGCAGUAUCCCACGGCUCGGCGGUAAUUGAACUCAACCAACAUAUGCUAAACCUUUUUGAAUUGCUAGACUGAUAUACAUACAUACAUACAUACAUACAUAUACGGUACAUAGACGUACACACAUACAUAUGUAAAUAUUUACAUACAUACAGUACACACACACCUGGAAAAUAAUGAACUAAUUUUAAUGGAAAUUUGCAUGAUGAUCUUUGAAUUAAUUAAACAAAAAAAUUAUGAGUAAUACAUGAAUAUGAAAUUAUUAAUUAAUGGUUAUUAUGUUGAUUGGUACAAACAUACGUUGUAUUUGUGUAUUAUAUUUUGAAUGUAAUUUAAAGUAGGGAAGUCAUUUUGUAUGUGUAUAUGCGACAAGCGCGUGUGUAUUGUUUUUUAACAAUUACUACUAACUUAAAAUACCUAUGCGAUAAUUGGGAUAUAUUUAGUUAUAUAAUUUAUGUAUUUUUUAAUUGAAAAUGAAUAUAAUAUUAAUAAUGUGUGAAAUAAAAUUGAUUUGCAUGUAA
This is a messenger RNA of Anastrepha ludens (Mexican fruit fly), 2804 nucleotides long. It is a transcript of the gene Rab23, whose product is annotated as ras-related protein Rab-23. The transcript is spliced from 3 exons. The coding region runs from base 771 to 1511 and encodes 246 amino acids. The record is from RefSeq and is a predicted model, not a curated record. Gene Ontology annotation, molecular function: GTP binding; GTPase activity. NCBI's taxonomy places the organism in Eukaryota, Metazoa, Arthropoda, Insecta, Diptera, Tephritidae.